AUGGCCACACACCAUAACCGCUCCGCAGCCUCUCCCUCAGUAUCAUUAUUGUCGUCGUCGUCUCGCAAUGCCAAUGGAGUGAAUGGACUGACCCCAUCCCGGUCCCAAUCCACCAGGUCCACGUCUGGGCGAUCCCAGCAUUCAGCACGCUCUUAUUCCUCGUCACCAGCAGCAACCACUUUGGCAUCCGCUCCGGCAUCCGCAUCAGCAUCCGCAUCGGCAUCCGCAUCAGCAUCCGCAUCAGCAUCUCCUGUUCCUCUUGCUUCUCCUGCUCGCUCCUCUCGACCCCCUCUGUCCGCAUCGUCGGGAGCCUCAGCUUUCGCCGCUUGCUCGCUGCCAAAGUCGGCCUCCAGCUCAGACUCCACAGCGCCCAACACUCCCGUCGCCUCCAGGUCCUCGUCCAGGUCCAGGUCCAGGUCCAACUCCAACUCCAACUCGCGGAGCCACGUCCAGAAUCAAAGGCAGGCCAAGAACCAGAGCCCGCGUCACAGUCUCCAGCGUGCCCCCAAUACCAACAGCACCAGCCACCAGAGCGCUGCCACUGCUGCUGCCGUUGCUACUGCUGCUGCUACUGUCGCUGUUGCUGCCCGCCCCACCGGCCCCCAGCAGCACCUGAGCCACCACCACCCGCAGCUGCAUCUCCAACACCAGCGCCAUCAUCAUCACCGUCACGCGUCUUCGUCGCCCACUGCGUCCUCGCGCCCUGUCCAGGAUAUUCUCCCCCAUCAUGACUAUGAGACUUCACACCUAGCAUCCAAUUCUCAUUCAAAGCGCAGCUCCAGCAGAGAUCGCACGUCGCUUCCAUCCACGACAAGGGGCGCUGUCGCCGCCACCGAGUCCCCUUCCGUUUCCUCGUCCCAAGCUGCUGCCCGAUCCAUAGCUCGCCAGGCCAGCACGCGCUCCUCCUCCCAACGACACCAUCACCAACCCCAUCACUCGAGCGACAUGGCUCCCUCCGCCGUCGCUACAAACAAUGGCAGUCCUUCUGCUCCCCCUUCCUCCCAUGGCGCCUCCGACCCUCAUCAUCAGUCACACUCUGCCAGCAAACAGACCCGAUCACGCACUACUAUUCCCACCCAAUCGGGGAAAUGGAUUCUUGGCAAGACUAUCGGCGCGGGCAGCAUGGGCAAAGUCAAGCUUGCCCGCAAGGAAGAUGGCAGCGAACAGGUUCGUCAUGACGUCCCCCCUUUUUCCCAUAAUAGUUUCCAUGUCGUCCAUGUUGUCUAUUUGUUUCCUCAUCCGUCUGCCCCUCCCCGAAUAAAUGUUCCUCGGAUGUCUCGCCUUGUCGUGGGAUGCGCCCGGUUGGGCAUCCACCAACCGCCCCCUCUUGGAUUGCAAUGCUCUAACCCCUUUGUUUUGCCCGCUUUACAGGUUGCUUGCAAAAUAGUCCCUCGCGGCUCGACCGAGGAACAUCAGAGUCGUGCAGACAAGGAGCGAGCCGACCAGUCCAAGGAGAUUCGAACCGCCCGCGAAGCUGCUCUUGUCACCCUCCUGAAUCAUCCCCACAUUUGCGGCAUGAGAGAUGUCGUCCGCACCAACUACCACUGGUACAUGCUGUUCGAGUAUGUCAAUGGCGGCCAGAUGCUCGACUACAUCAUCUCGCACGGCAAGCUCAAGGAAAAACAAGCUCGAAAGUUCAGUCGCCAAAUCGCCAGUGCACUGGACUACUGCCACCGAAAUAGCAUCGUACAUCGCGACCUCAAAAUUGAAAACAUAUUAAUUAGUAAAACUGGUGACAUCAAAAUCAUUGAUUUCGGUCUCAGCAAUCUCUUCUCACCUCGAGGCCACCUAAAGACCUUUUGCGGAAGUCUUUAUUUUGCUGCUCCUGAGCUCUUGCAGGCUAGAGCAUACACAGGUCCAGAGGUUGAUGUAUGGAGCUUUGGCAUUGUGCUUUACGUCCUCGUCUGUGGUAAGGUGCCAUUCGACGACCAGAGCAUGCCAGCUCUCCAUGCCAAAAUUAAAAAGGGUUUGGUAGAUUACCCUAGCUGGCUUUCGAGCGAUGGGAACGUGCCUUACGGCAUGUCCAGCAAGGUUGUCAAAUUUGCUGACUCUUUCCUAGAAUGUAAACAUCUCAUGUCCCGCAUGCUGGUGACCGAUCCCAAGCAACGCGCUACAAUGCAAGAAGUCAUGAACCAUCCUUGGAUGACAAAGGGCUUCAAUGGACCUCCCGACAACUACCUCCCUGUCCGUGAACCACUAAUUCAUCCCUUGGAUCCGGACGUUAUCCACGCCAUGCAAGGAUUCAACUUUGGGUCUCCUGAAACUAUACGGGCUCAACUAAGCAAAAUUAUUGACUCCGAGGACUACCAACAUGCUGUCAAGAUGUAUCAACGAGAACGAGAGGCUCCUCCUCCUGCCAAAGACGCCGAGAAGAAGAGAGGCUUUGGGUUCGAUUUCUACAAGAGACGAAAUUCUUCCAAUAGCAGAGACACUUUGACGGGUCCGAGCAGCGAUACCUUGCAACUAGGUCACGAUCCUCUUUACGCAUUUAGUCCGCUCCUCUCUAUAUAUUAUCUUGUCAAGGAGAAGCAAGACCGUGAGCCAUCUCAGCAAGUCCCUGUCACGUCAAGCAGCCCACAUGAGAAAGAUAAAGAGAGGGAGAAGGACAAGGAGAGAACUCGGGAACGGGAGAGGGAGAGGGAGAGGGAGAGGGAUCGAGAUCAUCGAGAUCGAGAUUAUCGAGAACGUGAAAAGGGUGCCGACACUAUGCCAGAGCUUGCGCCUCCUCAGGCAGCUCAUACCAAUGCAACUGCAUAUGAGAUGCCUGGCGAAAGGCCCACUGGGGGACGGACAAGGCCCCGUGCCCGCACUCAUGGCGAAGACGAUGCACCAGAGUCAGCGAGACCGCAUGGGCAUCCACCACCUCCUCCUGCGCCAGAAACCAAGGUUGAACAGCUGCAAAAGAAGGAGGGCACUGCGGCGGGACUGCUUCGAAGGUUCAGCACUCGGAAGCGCCGAGAACCUGAGAGACUGGACAAGGAUCGUUCUCAUCCCCCCAUGGUGCAAGUUCACUCUCCGUCCGAUCCAGCACCAUCGCCGGCAACUCCCAAGAAGAGCUUCAGCAUUCGCCGCGGUAGGCGGGACCGUGAUGAACCACCAGUCCCGCCGAUUCGCUCAGGAAGCAGCCAGCCUCAGCACAGUGCGCUACUCAGCCCCCCAAUGUCUGCUCAUGGCACGAGGGACAGUCGAAGAUCAGGUUUAGGACGGUCUACUAGUGUUAAUUCAGCGGAAAUGCGUCGUCGUCAGGGCGGUAGAUUACCCAAGGAGGCCGCUGCUACCAGUGGCUCUGAACAGUCUGUGUCAAAUGAUCAGUCAGGGACAUCUCAGAGAGUCCAGGCUCACUCCAGAUCGGCCUCUAUGCGGACUAAAUCAUUGGGUCAUGCCCGUCGAGAGAGCAUCCAACGUCGUCGCCUGAGACGCGAAGGACUUCAGGAAGCUGACGUGCCCGAGGAGGCAGACUUCGAACCAGAUCAAAGUGGCGUGUCUACGGAUCGACUUGACAGCGCCGAAUUGGCCAAGCCCGUGUUCCUGAAGGGGUUAUUCAGUGUAUCAACAACAUCUGGCAAAUCCGUACCGGCGAUCCGAGCGGAUAUUAAGCGCGUUCUCAGGCAAUUGAACGUUGAAUUCACAGAGAUCAAGGGAGGCUUUUCCUGCCGACACACUCCAAGCAUCGAUUUGAACAAGGUACAUGACCCCCCAACCAGCCCUGGUCAGACCCCGGGCCAUCGACGUCGCUUCAGCUUCGGUGGCUUAAUGCGAAACGAUGAUCGAGAAGAGAUUCGAGAGCUGGACCGAGAACAACGCCAACCCCCGACUCCUCGAACUCCCGGCCGGCCAGACCGUGAUCGACCAGAUCGAGAGAGAGACCGCUCUGAUCGGGAUCGUUCUGAUCGCGACCGCAGCUACUCCAACUCGGAGACGUCGGUGGAUAGCAUCCCUCGACGAAAUGGCGGCACUACGAGGCGAGCACCAGGCGAAACGAGCACCCAAGUUCAAAGUGACCUUGGCGAGAGCAUGGUCUUGGAAUUUGAAAUCUUCAUUGUCAAAGUACCUCUCCUGUCACUGCAUGGAAUCCAGUUCAAGCGGAUGACAGGCAACACGUGGCAGUUCAAGAACAUGGCAGACCAGAUACUACGAGACCUGCGGCUUUAG
Metarhizium acridum CQMa 102 is the source of this 4152-nucleotide messenger RNA. NCBI's taxonomy places the organism in Eukaryota, Fungi, Ascomycota, Sordariomycetes, Hypocreales, Clavicipitaceae. The record is from RefSeq and is a predicted model, not a curated record.